CGGAUGGUUAUGUUUGGACACAGUUUCUUUGUAUCACAUUUGCAAAUUUUUAAAGCAACCAUGCAGCAGAGGGCUUUCCAGCAAUCUCUUCGUUCUACCUCGGCGAGCAAAGGAGGAAGGGGAUCAUCAGGAAAGAUGUUCUUUGUUGCAGGGACCAAAAAUACAUCAGGGCAAGGCAACGGAAAUGAAAGAAGAUCUAUUUAUCAGAAAUUCCGUGAGGUAGAUUUAUUGGACAAGAAGAAGACAGUAACAGCCUUGAAGCCUGGGGAAGAUCGGGCAAUUCUCCUUGGACUUGGAAUGAUCCUCUCCUCAGUAAUGAUGUAUUUCGUCCUGGGGAUCACAAUACUGCGCUCCUAUGCGGAAAGUAUGUGGACAGAGGAAGGUGUUUGUGUCAUCCUCAACUCCACGGUCACUGCAGACAUGAACUGUUCCUACAACUGUGGGUCAGACUGUUGGAGGGUCUCCAAAUAUCCCUGUCUGCAGGUUUAUGUGAGCGUCAACAACACAGGCCGUGUCAGUCGUUUGUCUCAAAAUGAAGAGACCCAUGAGGCCAGCACUGAAUGUUUCUAUGUACCCAGGUGCCAGAAAGACAGCUCUGCUAUGCACACUAUGAUCACAGUCAUUGCCGAGCGCCUGAAGGUGAACCAGCAGGUCCCCUGCUUUUACGACCCCAGCGAGCAGCAGGAGACCGUCCUACUGACCAGGCUGUAUGACCAGGGCGUCGUCUUCCAAUCGCUGAUGUGGCCAUCCUGCAUGCUCAUCGGUGGUACUCUUAUCAUCGUGAUGGUGAAGCUCACACAGUAUCUCUCCAGAGUCUGCGAAGAAGUAGGGAAGAUCAAGAGGUGA
Molecule: messenger RNA, 846 nt
Organism: Synchiropus splendidus (mandarinfish)
Lineage: Eukaryota; Metazoa; Chordata; Actinopteri; Syngnathiformes; Callionymidae
Product: calcium-activated potassium channel subunit beta-2-like
Exons: 5
Coding region: 4-846 (280 amino acids)
Biological process (GO): detection of calcium ion; potassium ion transport
Cellular component (GO): voltage-gated potassium channel complex; membrane
Molecular function (GO): potassium channel regulator activity; calcium-activated potassium channel activity
Source: RefSeq, a predicted model, not a curated record